This is a messenger RNA of Dichomitus squalens LYAD-421 SS1, 1803 nucleotides long. RefSeq lists its product as uncharacterized. The record is from RefSeq and is a predicted model, not a curated record. Lineage: Eukaryota; Fungi; Basidiomycota; Agaricomycetes; Polyporales; Polyporaceae. Gene Ontology annotation, molecular function: phosphoric diester hydrolase activity. The coding region runs from base 1 to 1803 and encodes 600 amino acids. The transcript is spliced from 4 exons. Gene Ontology annotation, biological process: glycerophospholipid catabolic process.
AUGUACUAUGCCGCGUGGUACGGUCACAGGGCCUGCGUUGCGCUGCUCGUCCAGGCGGCUGCUCAGGCCCACGCUGCUCAGGUUCCGAAGGCCCAAGAGUCACGCCUUACCGAUACACAAAGAUCGACGGGCACGGAGUCUGACAUAGACGCGAUCCCUUCGCUCUAUCUCCCCCCACCCAUGAUGCCCUACCGCGUCUACGGACACAACUACCUGGACAAGGCAAGCCUCGUGCAGGUUACCAUUGGUCACCUGUCAUCGCAUUACCAGGAUCCCAGCGCGGAUGGGCCUGCUGUGCGGCUGCGACACCCCCUGGCAGGACCCCAGUACGAUGACCGGCACCUGCACGCCUCGCCUCUUCUGAAGCUUGUCAUGACCGCUGCGCCUGUCACUACGUCCGCGCCGUACAGCGUGUCGCUCCCAAUCCGCGACCAGAAGAUCGUCUUCUCGUUCCAGGUCCCGUCGCCGAGCGCCCUCUCGCUGGAGUUCUCGCUAUACCCAAACUUCGGCACCAAGACGAUAGGCCGCGCUACAGCCCUUCCGCACCUGUUCCAGAACAUCCAAAAUAGCCAGCCCUUUACACUUCCCAUCUUGGAUCCCCGCUUGCAUGUCAUUGGAGAGGUGUGUCCCGUUGUUAACAUCAUCACGCCGUUCAGCGGCGUCAAACUCGAGAUCGGAGGGGCUGUGGAGACGUACUGGAAGUCGCUAGCGAUGCCUGUCCCAGGGGCAAGCAGCGCCAAACUUCUGUCUCCUCGGCCCCCACAACAUGGAAGGGCCCUCGGGUCCGCACAGACGUCGCCGUCGAACCCGACGCUCGCGCAGGCCUCCGGGCACUCGCUAACGCAUUCAUCGGUUACCGGAAGCUAUAUCUACGUAACCGUCCAGGUCACUCGGGACCUGCACUCUGUCAUAUUCCCCGAAUGGAGGUUACCGGACGCGAACUACGAGUUGGGCGUCGCGGAUAUAACGCUGUCGCAGUUCAAGGCAUUGGCGUCCCGACUGGGCCGCGGGGCUCCAGCGCCCGAUUCAUCGUCGCCACCUUCCCUUUGGGCUAAGUGGAUAUCUUCCUCAAUGAUAACAUUGCAGGAGUUACUGCGGCUUGUCCCCGCAAUGUUCGGCAUUUGCGUGGAGAUCGCGUACCCGCCCAUCCAGGUCCGAAGGCGCUUUUCGCUGCGAAACCAACUAGACCUCAACGACACGGUCAACUCCGUGUUACGCACCGUUUACGACAUGUCGGCGCUAGAGGGGCAGAUGGGUCGCCGGCCGGUGGUGUUUACGUCCUUUGCUCCGGAUCUGUGCGCGGCUCUGAACUGGAAGCAGCCCAAUUAUCCUGUGUUCCUCGCCUCCCAGUGUGGGGACGCGAGCCGCGCGACACCCAGCGCUACCGCACUCAGCACGGACGACGCGCACGACCAUCGGCUUUGGAGUCUGGAUGCUGCUGUGGAGUUUGCUAAAAUGAACAACUUGUUGGGUGUCCUGCUGGACGCCGGGUUGCUGGUGUGUGAUUUUGUUGGACUGGCUGAGAAACGCCAAGCUAGUAUGAGUCGUUCCUUUGCUAACGAUAACAUAGGCUCGAGUGCCCUCGCUCAUACAGGGCGUGAAAGAUUUUGGCCUGCUGGUGGGCACGUUCGGCCUUCCGGAGGACAUCGAGAGGCUGCCCACAUCAGCAGGUACGGAAGCAAGCGGCGUGGAUGCCGCGUUGCAAGACGGCGUCUUGUUGUACUUCAGCAACAAACACAGGGGAAUGCAAGAACUAUGACCUAUAUUCGUCGCUCCGAUCCGGACGGCGAUAUACGACUAUGA